GGCCCCGCCUCCGCAGGUUGAUGGCAGCGGCAGCUGGGACUGCAGCGGCGCUGGGCCCCGAGAGUCGCAGGCAGCGGCCGGAGCGCGCAGCCGAACACCCGGGCCCCAGACGCCGCGGACACCCGGAGAGGCAGUUCCAGUGCCCUGACGCCUCCCUCGGCCCCCAGCGCACCCCCAACCCCCUCCGCGGAGAAGUCGCAGCGUGAGAUCCCCUCGGCCCGCUCAGGACCAGCUCACAGGACUAAGGACCAAAGGCAUUUCUGGGCACUGAGAUCCUCCACCUCUGCCCCCAGCUAUGAGUCGGCGUGUGGUUCGGCAGAGCAAAUUCCGCCAUGUGUUUGGACAGGCAGCAAAGGCUGACCAGGCCUACGAGGACAUCCGAGUGUCCAAGGUCACAUGGGACAGCUCCUUCUGUGCCGUCAACCCCAAAUUCCUGGCCAUUAUUGUGGAGGCUGGGGGUGGAGGUGCCUUCAUCGUCCUGCCUCUGGCCAAGACAGGGCGAGUGGAUAAGAACUACCCACUGGUCACUGGGCACACUGCCCCUGUGCUGGACAUCGACUGGUGCCCACACAAUGACAACGUCAUCGCCAGUGCCUCAGAUGACACCACUAUCAUGGUGUGGCAGAUUCCAGACUAUACCCCUAUGCGCAACAUUACGGAACCCAUCAUCACACUCGAGGGCCACUCCAAACGUGUGGGCAUCCUCUCCUGGCACCCCACUGCCCGGAAUGUCCUGCUCAGUGCAGGUGGUGACAAUGUGAUCAUCAUCUGGAACGUGGGCACUGGGGAGGUGCUCCUGAGUCUAGACGACAUGCACCCGGACGUCAUCCACAGCGUGUGCUGGAACAGCAACGGUAGCCUGCUAGCCACCACCUGCAAGGACAAGACCCUGCGCAUCAUUGACCCCCGCAAGGGCCAGGUGGUGGCGGAGCGAGCCCGGCCUCACGAGGGCACCCGCCCGCUGCGGGCGGUCUUCACCGCAGACGGGAAGCUACUCAGCACCGGCUUCAGCAGGAUGAGUGAGCGACAACUCGCGCUCUGGGACCCGAACAACUUCGAGGAGCCAGUGGCACUGCAGGAGAUGGACACUAGCAACGGCGUCCUAUUGCCCUUCUACGAUCCCGACUCCAGCAUCAUCUACCUGUGUGGCAAGGGUGACAGCAGCAUUCGGUACUUUGAGAUUACCGAGGAACCACCUUUUGUGCACUACCUGAACACGUUCAGCAGCAAGGAGCCGCAGAGGGGUAUGGGCUUCAUGCCCAAGCGGGGACUGGAUGUCAGCAAGUGCGAGAUCGCGAGGUUCUACAAGUUGCACGAAAGAAAGUGUGAACCCAUCAUCAUGACUGUGCCCCGCAAGUCAGACCUGUUCCAGGAUGACCUCUACCCAGACACGCCGGGACCCGAGCCGGCCCUGGAAGCGGACGAAUGGCUAUCGGGCCAGGACGCCGAACCCGUGCUCAUCUCGUUGAGGGACGGUUACGUGCCCCCCAAGCACCGCGAGCUCCGGGUCACCAAGCGCAACAUCCUGGACGUGCGUCCACCCUCUGGCCCUCGCCGCAGCCAGUCGGCCAGCGACGCCCCCUUGUCGCAGCAGCACACCCUAGAGACGCUGCUGGAGGAGAUCAAGGCCCUGCGGGAGCAGGUGCAAGCCCAGGAGCAGCGCAUCACAGCUUUGGAGAACAUGCUCUGUGAGCUGGUGGACGACACAGACUAGCGCAGCGCGCCCGGAAAGCUCCAAGCCGGGAGGGCAAAGCCGGGCCAAGCGCAUUCACUCGGCCCCGCCCCGGCUUUGGGUUCGGAACUCUGCCCCUCUGGGCCGGGGCCGGGGCCGGGAACUGGGAAGGGAACUCCGAGCCUCGCGGGAGCCCAGGACAGAGGAAGCGUUGCGGAGACUCGCGUCCAUCAGGCUCCCACCGGGCUGCUUGCCUUGUCCGGGACUCAACAGGAGCUGGUCUUGGGAGGCCCGGAGUGACAGGGCCCUCAGCAAUGGUGCUGCUGUUCCCCGCCCGGGGCAAGGGAAGUGCUUAGUAUUAGCGCGAUGCUUGGGGAUGUUGGGGAGCUUGGGCUUGAUCUCAAAGGGGUAGCAAUUCGACGGGUCUCCCCAGACUGGUUGGGGAAAAUUAUAACGCUUCUCCCUCUAA
Camelus dromedarius (Arabian camel) is the source of this 2141-nucleotide messenger RNA. It is a transcript of the gene CORO6, whose product is annotated as coronin 6. The record is from RefSeq and is a predicted model, not a curated record. The transcript has 11 exons. Gene Ontology annotation, biological process: actin filament organization; cell migration. The coding region runs from base 296 to 1714 and encodes 472 amino acids. NCBI's taxonomy places the organism in Eukaryota, Metazoa, Chordata, Mammalia, Artiodactyla, Camelidae. Gene Ontology annotation, molecular function: actin filament binding.